AUGCUGUUUACCGAGUUGGAGUUCGUCUUUGAGCUGGUGCUCAAAGCUUAUUCUGAAGAAAUCACUCAUGCUAUGAAAGCACCACAGACAGCAGCUGACCUUGAGUGUCUGCUCCAGUGCUCCUUUGUGUCGCAACUAUUCAAUGGUAUUAAGAGCAGACGACAAAGGGAGAGGUAUGCCAAAGAGAAUUUCCCCUUCGUUGAGCCAGAGCAGCAACUGGUUGGCCAGAAUGCCGUGUAUCACUAUGUGCCGCUACCAAAGCUGCUGAACGCCUUGUGCAAAGCGCCAGACAUUGUGUCUCAUUUGACCACACCUGAGUUCAUGGCUUCAGAACCUACUGUGUACAAAGACUUCAAUGAUGGCCUUAUAUACAGAGAACAUUUCAAAAACAUAAUGCGAGAAGGGAGUGAAUGCACCAUACUGCUACUCCUCUACACAGAUGAGGUGGAAGUUGCAAACCCUUUGGGACCAAAGCGAGGCAUGCAUAAGCUACUGGCUGUAUACUGCAGCUUGCUAAACCUUCAUGUGAAGUACAGAUCACAGCUGCAGAACAUUUAUUUAUUAUUGCUGGUGCGCUACAUCUAUGUCAAGACUUAUGGCCUGACAGCCAUCUUGCAGCCUUUGCUAGAUGACUUGAAUAAGUUGUAUGAGCAUGGCCUCAGCUUCGAGUACCGAGGAUCAAAAAAAUGUGCUCAAGUGCUAGUUUUUGGCAUCUGUGGCGACAAUUUGUCUUUGAAUCGCCUUGGCGGCUUCUCCUGCUGUUUCAGCCGUGGCCGAGUGUGCAGAUUCUGUAUGGUGUUUAAGAACCAGCUGGCAGAUAAAACAUCGGAAGACAUGUGCAAACUGCGCACUGCACAAAGGCACAAGAUGCAUCUUGCAGCCAUUGCUGUUAACGGCACUACCAACAAACGCCUCUAUGGGGUAAAUGAUGUGUCUCCACUUUUAACACUUCCAUACUUUGACGUAACCCGUCAGCUACCCCCAGAUAUAAUGCAUGACAUCUUAGAAGGAGGAGCAGAGUGUGUGCUGCGUCAUGUUCUGAGAGGACUUCUUUCUUCUGGCUUGCUCUCCAGGCAAGACUUGUCUGAUCUGUCUGCAUUUGAAUAUGGUCCUAAUGACUUGAAAAACAAGCCUGUGCCGUUCAACAUGACUUUCAUCACUGGCAGUGCUGGUUUAACAGGAACAGCUUCAAAUAAGUGGUGCCUGCUCAGGUUCAUUACAUUGAUCCUGGGAGGAAAGAUACCAGAGAGCAAUGAGGACUGGGAGCUGCUGUUGCAGUUCAGAGAAAUCCUCGACGUUGUGUUUUCACCAGAAAUCCCAGCUGAAAGCCUCGCAUACUUGAGUGUGCUGGUGCAGGCAUUCCUCACUGAAUUUGUGAAGCGCUAUGGCCGAGAUUCAGUGAUACCAAAGUUGCAUUUUCUUGUGCACUACCCAAGAUUUUUGCGUGAGGUGGGACCUCUUAAACAUAUGUGGUCGAUGAGGUUUGAGGCAAAGCAUCAGCAGUUCAAGAAGCUGGCCGCAGCCAGUGUGCAAAAAAGGUUUUGCCAACAACUGCUCAUCAAGUGCAUCGUGCAACCCUUGAUCAUUGCCAUUAUAGAUGGGGAAGUGUCCUUGUGA
Molecule: messenger RNA, 1617 nt
Organism: Dermacentor andersoni
Lineage: Eukaryota; Metazoa; Arthropoda; Arachnida; Ixodida; Ixodidae
Source: RefSeq, a predicted model, not a curated record